This is a messenger RNA of Histoplasma capsulatum G186AR, 2017 nucleotides long. Its product is annotated as inner membrane magnesium transporter mrs2. Lineage: Eukaryota; Fungi; Ascomycota; Eurotiomycetes; Onygenales; Ajellomycetaceae. Gene Ontology annotation, molecular function: magnesium ion transmembrane transporter activity. Gene Ontology annotation, biological process: mitochondrial magnesium ion transmembrane transport. The transcript has 3 exons. Gene Ontology annotation, cellular component: mitochondrial inner membrane. The coding region runs from base 23 to 2017 and encodes 664 amino acids. The record is from RefSeq and is a predicted model, not a curated record.
GAUCCUCAUAUGAGGUUGAGAGAUGGUGGCCCCAUCAUCUACCCUCAAGCCCUCAGUUCCGUCCGCGAAUCUGCUCCGGUUCCUCCGUUCCCAGUCCGAAACCUCUGCACACCAUUACUUCUUCUCCCCCAACACCCCGCCCGUUGCGCAUCCGCAUUCGCUUCCGCCAGCAUGCCCAUGGCGUUUCCGAUCCCAAGCUCAAUCCCAAAGAAGAUAUACACUUUCCGCAUUUCAACAACGGUCACUCGACGAAUAUAAGCAUAACAUUCAAACAAAUGUGCUGCACAAUCAGCCGUGCUCCGCAACCCUCGAAGCUUCUCUCUUCCCUUUCCUCACCGCGCGGCCAGGAAGGUCAACAGAUAACCCAUCCUCAUUAUCAGCAAUAUCAUCGGUAGCUCUUGCAUCGGCUGCAGCUCCGCGAGCAGCGCUGAAUAGCCUGAACUGGCGUGGGGGAUAUGGCUAUCUGCAUGCUUUCAGUGGCACAGCGGGGAGAAAGGGGCGGGGCCAGGGUUUUAUGCGACGAUUGUUUGGUCUACGAGUAUCUGAACGUGAUGACAGACGCGAGUUGUGGCCGAGUGAUUUGCCUAUUGGUCCUGUGAUGGAGGAUGGGCAUGAAGGGAACAUGUUUGUGACAGGGCGGUCGUUGGCGAUGAAAGCUAUGAAUGAGCCGCGGUUGAGAUGCACGGAGCUGGAUGAGAAUGGAAAUGUGACGCUUGUUAGUGGGGAGUUUAAGAAGAGCGAAUUGACUGCUAAGUACGGCCUGCUUCCCCGUGAUCUUCGUAAGAUCGACUCCUCCGUCCUUCCACAUAUUCUUGUCCGCCACAGUGCUAUUUUAAUCAGUCUUCUGCAUCUCCGGGUUUUGAUAAAGUCAGACCGGGUUUUGGUAUUUGAUGCGUACGGCUCGACUGACUCGUACACACAGUCGGUAUUCAUGUAUGAUCUAGAAGGCAAACUACGUCAGAAAGAGGCGGCAGGCCGGCAGUCCUCACCUGGCGCUCUUCCAUACGAAUUCCGCGCUCUGGAAGCGGUUCUGGUCAGCGUGACCACUGGACUUGAGGCUGAGUUUGAAGGAGUAAGGGAGCCUGUUGUGCGUGUUCUUCGGGCUCUGGAAGAGGAUAUAGACAGAGACAAGUUACGACGCCUCCUGAUAUACUCCAAGAGGUUGGGCACGUUCGAGCAGAAAGCUAGACUAGUGCGCGAUGCGAUUGAGGAUCUGCUGGAAGCUGAUGAUGACUUGACGGCAAUGUAUUUAUCAGAAAAAGCGCAAGGCGUGCAUAGGCAGGAGGUCGAUCAUCAAGAGAUUGAAAUGCUGCUCGAGUCCUAUCACAAAGUCUGCGAUGAAAUCGUUCAAGCCAGUGGAAAUCUAGUUACCAACAUUCGAAACACGGAGGAAAUUGUGAAAGCAAUCCUCGACGCCAACCGCAACUCCCUCAUGCUCCUCGAUCUCAAAUUCAGCAUCGGCACCCUCGGCUUAGCAGCCGGAACCCUUUGCUCCGCACUCUAUGGCAUGAACUUAAAAAACUUCCUAGAAGAAUCCGACAUAGGUUUCACCGCCGUGUCCGGUGUCUGUUUCGCCUUUACCGCCUUCGUGUGCGCAUAUGGGCUCAUGAAACUACGGAAAGUGCAGCGUGUACGGAUGUGGGGGGAGGCAGGGUUGCAUGACCGUAGUAUUGGCGCCCUGGGGCUCAGGAGUGAUAGGCGUGCGGCUAAUCGGACUGAUUGGCGCUCUGAUUUUGUUGGCCCCCUCUGGACGGGGUUGGCUGGUGAGACUCGUGGGGAGAGGUUGAAGAGACUUCGACAGAGGGUUGCGGCUUCUGCGCCUGCUUCGGUGACUCCUCCGAUUGCGAAGAAUUCUCAUGGUUUUGAGAAGCAACACAAAGUGCAGCGGCAGCGGCAGCGGCUACAGCAGCAGCAGCAGCAGCAUCAGCAUCCGCAGUUGACGGACCAUGAUGGAGUUGAUACCAGCAGCGCGGAACCAGAGCUGGCAAGUACAGCCAUCAGCUCUGCCUCUCGAUAG